Messenger RNA from Gigantopelta aegis, 2509 nucleotides. RefSeq lists its product as uncharacterized. The record is from RefSeq and is a predicted model, not a curated record. Lineage: Eukaryota; Metazoa; Mollusca; Gastropoda; Neomphalida; Peltospiridae.
AUGUUACGUUUUAGUACAAGCCGACUGGAUGUGCAGCAUUCCAUUCUGCAAUAUUUGCUGGACCUGGCCAGACGAACCUGGCAACCUGCUGUGAGAUGUGCUACAUUCUGCAUUCUGAUGGACCUCUUCACGGCAGACUUUUCUCAUGAAAGCAGAAUGUACUGUCUGCAGACGGGCCUUCUGGCCAUCCUGCAAGAAGUAUUGGUCUUGGCAUCAAAGCCGAACCAGAACGACUCGAUGUCAGUGCUGCAGUUGCAGUGUGCUGUUAAGAUUGUGUGGCAGAUUUCUAAGCUUAAGUAUUCCGCAGUGAAAGAAUUCAUACCUCCUUCUUUUUUUAGAAUUCUGUUAGAUCUUCUUCAUCGUGAUGGACCUCUUUACGCUUUUUCUCCAGCGACUUCAGAAAAAUUGAAAGAUAUGUGCCAAAAUAGGUAUCUUGUCGGACAGUGUUGUCAGGUGAAGAUGACAGCUAAUGUGACUGCUCAAUUGACAAAGCACCACUUCUUUGAGCAGUGUUGUGAAAUUCCAAAGAAGUUGUAUGAAUGUCGGUUGUUUGACACUGGUGGUGAAACUGAUGUGAAUGUUUCAGAACAUUUGAUUGAGUUGCAUCUAGCUUGGCCAGUCGACUGCAACGAGCCCAGUGAUUCCGAUGCUGAGUUGUGGAAUGACAUUCUUGUAACGGACACUGUUGUGGGAAAUAUUUUCUGGGCUCAAGUUGGAGAAGCAGCCAUUACAAAAAGUAAAACCAUCAGUGCCAUUCUUUGUUCAAACAAAUCGACUCUCUGUAAAUCUAGCUGUAACAGGGGUGAUCUCGUUGCUGUGGUAACCAGUCAGAAAGAACACAACAGUUGUUACAGAGCAAGGGUGAUCGACAGUGAUCUUGGUCAAGUGAAGGUGUUUGCAAUUGACUUUGGUUUUACAGAUCUAGUUGAUGAGAAAGAUGUAUUUGCUCUUCCUGUCAUAGUUGGACUACUAGAGUUUCCUAUACAGGCUUCACUUUGCUGUCUCUCCGGUGUUCGGCCACCCCCUGUGGACUUGGUUGCAACAAAUACUAUUUUUGCUGCCCUCUGCAACUUUAUCAGAUUGAACUUUAAAGCUGCCAGUACUUUGACCAGUUUAGGAGCUCCUGAUAACCUGUUGCAAUUGUUACAAUGUCCAGAACCGUCCAUUGUCCUUAGAGUUACGAGGAUUCUCAGUAAUCUGUCUCGCAACCCAACCUUGCUGAGGCAGUCACUGUUCUUCAACACACUCAGGACAAUUCUAAAUGUUUGCAGAAAAGUUCUCAAAGAAGAUGGUUUGACGAACACUGAAAAUUCUUUACUGACUGAAGCCUGCAUUGCAUGUUUGACAAAUUUGUUGAAAAGCCUUAAGUACAGAGAUGCAUUUCAGGCCAAUCAAGGUUUGAAUGUUGUGAUGAAGAUCCUCAUGAGAACACACCGGUACACAAGGAUCUAUAAGAUGUGUAUCCGGCUGUUGCGAAACUUCCUGUCAUCGGCGGGAGAACAGCUUGUGUCCGAUCCGAUGGCAAAUGCAUCACUGUCAAGUAGCAUCAACACAGACACUGAAGAUGAAACAACAGUACAGCCCUAUGAAAUGGCCUGCAGCGAACCAUCAAGUAAUAAGGCUCCAGUGUUGCACAACAGCUUUAGCGAUGAAGAAGAAGAUGAUGAUGAUGAUGAUGAUGUUUCUAGGAUAUUGCAUCAUGGGAAAGAUAAUGCAACUAGUGCCAGCAGUGGAGCUUCUGAUACUGCUGACUGCCGUGUCAGUACAACUUCCAUCAUACCAGUUAAUUCAGCCAUCUUCCAUAGUGUGCCAGCCACCUACUAUGAAUAUGGAACAGAAGUGUCAUUUUCUGAUGAUGCAACUCAUGAACUUCGACCAAACAGUUGUCUCUCAGAAGUGUCUUCUCACAUUGUCAUUGAAAUUGUGUGUUCAAUGCUCAACAGUGGUCGAAAGUGUAAAAUAUACUUUGGCAUCGGAAAGGACCAUAAGGUAUUUGGUAUACAUCUGACUCGAAGCGACAGAGAUGAAUUCAGACUUGGGGUGGAUAGGAUGAUGAGCAAGUUAUUUCCCCCUGUUUUGCACUUCCAGUUUGAUCUCAAGUACAUCCCAGUCCUUGAAGCCAUUCGGGAGUCCGGUGCACAGCAACUUGUGCCACGGGACAACAGAUUUGUGGCAGAGAUUCAUCUAAAUUCUAGUACUUCAACACUGUAUACCGUGGGCUCAUCAGAAAUGUGCUUCUACCGGUUUGGGCCCCAGACAUCACGGCUGUCUUAUCAGGAAGUUCGACAGCUUGUUGCCUGUGCUAUAGAAGAAAUUUAUAGAGAAAAGAUAAUGAAGUUGAGAGAAGAGUUGUCUUCCCUUUCCUAGAUGUUUUCUUCAGAGCAUUUAGCGUAGAGGAAAGAAGUGUUUUAUUUAACGACGCACUCAACACAUUUUAUUUACGGUUAUAUGGCGUCAGACAUAUGGUUAAGGACCACACAGAUUUUGAGAGGAAACCUGCUGUCGCCAC